This is a messenger RNA of Rhineura floridana, 2680 nucleotides long. It is a transcript of the gene GALT, whose product is annotated as galactose-1-phosphate uridylyltransferase. The coding region runs from base 217 to 1326 and encodes 369 amino acids. Lineage: Eukaryota; Metazoa; Chordata; Lepidosauria; Squamata; Rhineuridae. The record is from RefSeq and is a predicted model, not a curated record. Gene Ontology annotation, biological process: beta-D-galactose catabolic process via UDP-galactose, Leloir pathway. The transcript has 11 exons. Gene Ontology annotation, cellular component: cytoplasm. Gene Ontology annotation, molecular function: zinc ion binding; UDP-glucose:hexose-1-phosphate uridylyltransferase activity.
UUAGAACAACAAACAAACGAACAAGAAAAAUAACACAAAUGGUGCUGCCCGCUCCCCCCCCCGUCGGCCAAGUUAACCUGCCUGAUCAGCGUGAGCGAUGACAGGGCCCGCCCAUCGCCUCACCGGCUUAGCCAAUCGCUGAGCUCGCCGCCUCAGGCCCGUCCGGCAGAAGGGUGGAUCUAUCACGUGACAGGCGGCAAGAGGAAGAAGAAGGCUAUGGAAGGAACGGCCGCGGGAGCGAAGUUCCAGCCGAGCGGUACCGCCUGCAGGAGUUUGUGGGAGCACCAGCACCGCCGCUACAACCCUCUGCGCGAUGAGUGGGUGCUGGUCUCCGCCCACCGCAUGAGGCGCCCGUGGCAAGGGCAGGUGGAGAAGCCCCCCCCGGAGGACGUCCCGCGCUGCGACCCGGGCAACCCCUUGUGCCCUGGAGCCAAGAGAGCAAAUGGCCAGGUGAAUCCCCACUAUGAGAGCACAUUUGUCUUUGACAACGACUUUCCUGCACUGCAGCCAGAUGCCCCGGAACCUGGUGCUGGUGACCACCCCUUGUUCCGCACAGCGUCUGCUCGAGGCGUGUGUAAGGUGAUGUGCUUCCACCCCUGGUCUGAUUUGACUCUGCCCCUCAUGUCGCUUGCUGAGAUCCGCACUGUGAUUGACCAAUGGUCGGAGAUAGCUGUGGAGCUGGGUGCCUCUUACCCCUGGGUGCAGAUCUUUGAGAACAAAGGAGCCAUGAUGGGCUGUUCCAACCCCCACCCUCACUGCCAGAUCUGGGCCAGUAGCUUCCUGCCCAACGAAGCCUCUCUGGAGGACCGGGCGCAGCAGAGGCACCGUCGUGAGCAUGGCAUUCCCAUGCUACUCGAAUAUGCCCAGCUGGAGGCCGAGAGGAAGGAGCGGAUCGUGGUGGAGAAUGUGGACUGGCUGGUGGUGGUCCCUUACUGGGCAGUGUGGCCUUUCCAGACCCUCUUGCUUCCUCGGCAGCGGCAAAUCUGUCGCCUUCAGGACCUUCAACAUGGUGAAAGAGACAGCCUGGCCUCCAUCAUGAAGAGGCUUCUCACCAAGUAUGAUAAUCUCUUCCAGAUCUCCUUCCCCUACUCCAUGGGAUGGCAUGGGGCCCCGAUGGGGUCUUUCCUAGACACUGAUUGCAGCCAUUGGCAGCUGCACGCCCAUUACUAUCCACCCUUGCUGCGCUCUGCCACCGUCCGCAAGUUCAUGGUUGGCUAUGAAAUGCUGGCACAGGCUCAGAGGGAUUUGACACCAGAACAGGCUGCCGAGCGCUUGCGAAACCUGCCUGAUGAACAUUAUCAGCUGAAACGGAGAGAAACUUCAUAGUGCAAAAGCACAAUAGGGACCUCUAGGGUUUGGGACUGUUGUUUGAUCCCUGGGUUUGGAUAAAUUCCUAGGGUGGGGUGAGGGAAGUUUCUGUCACUUGGAAGCUGCUCAAGGCACAUUGUGAGGACUGUUUGGCUCUGGCAGUCAGGGCUGUGCUGGAAUUUUCUUCCUGCCUUGCUAAACUGAGGCUUUGUGAGGCUAGCGAGCUUUUCUGGGAGCAGCUGCCUCGCUUCUUGGCUAAAGGCUAAGUGACGUGCCGUGCUCCAAGAAAUGGAAACUGGAAACAGUCCCUCCAAUCACCCAGCUUCUAAUGCUUCUGCAUUGCCCCAGCUGAGGAGAGCUUCUGGUAUUAGCAACAACGGAGAGGGCCUUCUCAGUGGUGGCCCCCAAAUUAUGGAACGAUCUUCCUGACGAGGUGCUCCUAGCGCCAACACUGUUAUCUUUUCGGCACCAGGUCAAGACUUUCCUCUUCUCCCAGGCAUUUUAGCAUGUGUUUUUAAAUUGUUUUUUAAAAAUGUGUUUUUUAAAUUUGUAUAUUUGUUUUUAAUGUUUUUAAUUGUUGUAAACCGUCCAGAGAGCUUCGGCUAUGGGGCAGUAUACAAAUGCAAUAAAUAAUAAUAACAAUAUGAAGAUGAAUUUUGUGUAGAAGUCACAGUGGAGUUAUGGUGACUGGAUGAUUCUCCCCCACCCUGGCAAAUAAACCCCCAGAGUGAUCAUAACCUUGGGCUGUUUUCCAUGGGGGCUUUAAUACAAGGAACCUGCAAUGCAAGUCUGUUCAGCUUGAACAAAGACCCUUGUGCUACACAAAUCCUGUUUAAAAUGGUAAUUUGGGAGUGUCCAGAAAAUGGCUGAAGAUUCUGGUUUAGGUUGUGGUGAGGCGGCCAGAUACAAGUACACUGCUUGACAUCUUCUUAAUGCUUGCACAACCCGAGAGUGGAGAAGUGGCCAGUGCCAGAGGACGUCAGAAGGCUCUAGUCAGUGUGAACGCCCCAGUUUCCCACUCCAAAGAUCAUCUUGGUGGAUCCAGCUCUUUCCUGCUCCUCUUCUACCUUCUUUGUGGUCAAGAAGAUAGAUGCCUCCAAUCUCUCCCCCACCCCAGCCUCUAUGGUGCUAGAUCAGCUUGAUUCAUGGACAUGCUACAGAUGAAUCUCAAUGAAGGCGAAAGUGGCCAGAAGGACGUGUGGUGUGGAAGACCCUCAGCCCAUGAAAUGGAGGGGUCUGUGCUGUUUGUCUGCAGUCUUUUGGAGCCUAAACAGUAUGGGGUUAAGCAGAGACUGUGUGUGUGUGAGAGGAUGAGUUUGGCAUUUUGGCUCUAGAUAAUAUGUUCUUCCAUUUCCUCACCCUUUAAAAAAUC